UGCAGUGGAGAAGAAAUAUGCUGAAGAGAGCGAGCACUCUGGUCCUCAGAAGAGGACUGUCCAUAUUGAACAAUGACAGAGUCUUCAGAGUUCAUCCAUCAGUGUCACAGGCGCUGGCGGAAAACCGACCGGUGGUGGCGCUAGAGAGCACCAUCAUCACUCACGGCAUGCCCUAUCCUCACAACCUCAGAACAGCUCUAGAGGUGGAGGCCAUCGUGCGAGCUGAAAAGGCCACCCCCGCCACCGUUGGAGUGAUUAGGGGCAAAGUUCACGUGGGACUGUCUUCAGGGGAGCUGGACUUCCUGGCCCGCUGCGACGGCUCCAUGAAGGUGUCUCGACGAGACCUGCCCUAUGUCGUUAGUCAGGGGCUCUCAGGGGGCACCACCGUGUCGGCCACCAUGAUAGCAGCGCACCGGGCUGGCAUCCCUGUCUUUGUCACCGGUGGCAUCGGGGGAGUCCACAGAGACGGACACAACAGUCUGGAUAUCAGUGCUGAUCUGACAGAACUGAGCAGGACUCCCAUCGCCGUGGUGUCCGCUGGCGUCAAGUCUAUCCUGGACAUCGGCCGCACGCUGGAGUACCUGGAGACGCAGGGUGUUUGUGUCGCCACCUAUGGGCCGUCCAAGGAAUUUCCAGCGUUCUUCUCCCCAUCCAGCGGUUUCACCUCGCCGUGUCAAGUCUGCGAUCCUGACAAAGCCGCAGAGCUCAUCGAAAGCGCUCUUUCGUUGGGCGUCCAGAGUGGCGUCCUCAUCGCCGUGCCCAUCCCUGAGGAGCACGCCGCGGCAGGCCGGCAGAUGGAGGGGGCCAUACAAGCAGCGCUGGAGGAAGCAAACGCUAAAGGCAUCAGAGGAAGAGACGUGACGCCGUACAUUCUUCAGCGAGUCAAUGAGCUGACCAAAGGAAAGUCCCUUCAUGCCAACAUCGCUGUGAUUCACAACAAUGCUAAAGUUGGCAGCCACAUCAGCUUUGCACUUGCUGCCCGGACCAAGAAGAGCGAGUCACAGAGUCAGCCAUCAGACUCCAAUAUUGUGAAGAGCGAGUCACAGAGUCAGCCACCAGACUCCAAUAAUGUGAAGAGCGAGUCACAGAGUCAGCCAUCAGACUCCAAUAUUGUUGUCAUCGGCGGGAUUAAUGUGGAUUUCAUUGCCAAAGGAAAAAGUAAAGCACUUCAAUUCGGACAGACCAACCCAGGAAGUGUGUGUCAGUCAUAUGGAGGCGUGGGAAGAAACAUCAGCGAUUGUUUAAGUCGUCUGGGCCAGCAGCCAUUGUUCAUCUCUGCCACCGGGAGGGAUGCCCACAGCGAGGCCGUCUUCCACCACUGCAGACAUAUGGUAUCUCUCACUGCCACCCACAGACAUCUGCUAUCUCUCACUAGCAGGCACAGGUUAUUUGGAUUCCAUGUCUUCUUUCUCCGGAAGAACACCAGCGGUGUGAGCAGGCUGGAAGGUGCGAGCACGGCCACGUACUGUGCCGUCAUCACGGAGGCUGGAGAAGUCAGUCUGGGACUGGGCGACAUGGACAUUCACCAGCACAUAACACAGCAAUAUGUGUCCCAGUUCAAGGAGCAGCUUUUAUCGUCUACAUUGGUUUGCCUUGAUGGAAACAUACCCAUUUCCACCAUCAGAUACGUUUGCUCCCUGGCCAAAGAGCACAACAUCAAUGUUUGGUAUGAGCCCACUGAUUCCGAAAAGGCUAGCAAGCCUUUCCUGUCAGACGCCUGGAAGUCGUUGGCCUACACCUCCCCAAAUUUGGCGGAGCUGUGCACCAUGAACAAAACGCUGGGCCUCCAGACGCCCGAAGUGCUCCCAAGUUCCUUGGAGCAGCUGGUGAGUCUGGCCGUGGCUCUCUCACGCCCCCUUCUGGAGCACAUCCACUGCCUGGUGGUGACCUUGGGGGCGCAUGGGGUGUUGGUGUGCGGGGAGCAUCACGCAGGCUCAGUCCGCCUGCAGCCCAGGACAGACAAGAAGGAGAGAAAGCUGUGUGCCGUCCACUACCCAGCUCUGAAGGUAGCAGCACGGGAGACAAUUAACGUCUCAGGAGCAGGAGAUAGUCUUGCAGGUGCCCUGAUGGCGGGGAUGGUCCAGGGUCAAGACACGGACACCUGUGUUCGCAUGGGUCUCUUGGCCGCGCGCCUGUCCCUCGCAUCGCCACACCCCAUUGCCCACGUGCUGACAGCACACUCUGUGGACCCCCACCGGGUUCCCCAUCACAGCUGGCCCCCACCCAGAUUCUUGUGGAUUGACUGAAAAUAUUUGUACGUUAUAGGCAGGAGAAAAAAAACAAGGAUUGGUUUUGUAGUGGAAAAUUUCUGUCUUAGGGUUACCUCCAAACUAAAUGCAUUGGGAGGGACACGACAUGAGAAGUCAAGAUACCCUGAACAAGUUGGUGGGGUGACACGACCCAAGAGGUCAAGUCACCCUGAACAUUGGACAGUUACAUAAGUUGUUAUGAUACAAAUCAGGCCAUCAUGGAGCGUAUAAAUAAAAAGGGAAGACCAAGCCUGAGGUGCACUCUUAUUAAUUCAUUUCAUGAGGGUCACCAUCUUUUGUCUCCGGAGACACUGUCUGUUUUCAUAUCGAUUCAAUCCAACUUUGUACUAUCUGAUUGUGAGUAAUUAAAACUGUUGUAACAAA
Molecule: messenger RNA, 2633 nt
Organism: Nerophis ophidion (straightnose pipefish)
Lineage: Eukaryota; Metazoa; Chordata; Actinopteri; Syngnathiformes; Syngnathidae
Exons: 18
Coding region: 18-2246 (742 amino acids)
Molecular function (GO): kinase activity; pseudouridylate synthase activity
Source: RefSeq, a predicted model, not a curated record